Molecule: messenger RNA, 3420 nt
Organism: Leishmania mexicana MHOM/GT/2001/U1103
Lineage: Eukaryota; Euglenozoa; Kinetoplastea; Trypanosomatida; Trypanosomatidae
Exons: 1
Coding region: 1-3420 (1139 amino acids)
Source: RefSeq, a predicted model, not a curated record
AUGUCAAAUGCGCCAGUGCUGCUCGACAUAGGCAGCGACGCCUACGGCCAUCAGGCGGAGGUGGAUGAGGUGAAGAAGCGCAUGGGAAUUCACCACAACUAUUUUGACUGCUGGAUCUUCGGCUUUCUGGAGAACAAGAACUUCAACAUCGAUGAGACCGUCGCUAAACUGCGGCGCCGCGCUGAUUUCGAGCGUGAGCAGCUGGCGACCUACAACGUCACAGAUUGGAUGAUGGAGAAUAUGCGCAAAGGCAUCAUUCAGAUGAUCGGCAACGACAAGGCGGGCCGUGUCACCUUCUACGUGUGCACAGCGCGCGACAAGCCAGUGGCGGCUCGCCGGGAGGAGAGCCGAAUGAACUUCGACAUGUUUGUUAGUUACGGCACGCGGCUUCGACCGGAGACCAAGCGGUGCCAGAUCACCAUGCUCAUCAACCAGGACAAGGCCAGCAUGAUUGGCAACCUUGACAUGACCCUUCAGGCCGACAUUGCGCUUCGCAUCGCCAAGUUCUACCCCGGAUGCGUGGGCAAGAUCUACAUCUGCAAGAUGGGCCGCAUGCUCUCCGCCAUGGCAAAGCCGAUCUUCUCGCGGCUUCCGGCCAUCGUGUCAGAUCGCAUCAUCAUCAUCUCCGACAGCGACAUCCACCACGGAAAGCUGCUGGAGCUCUUCGAUGCGGAAGUGCUGCCGGUCGAGCUGGGCGGCAAGAAUGACUGCAAUCAGCAGGACAACUACGACCGCUUUGCCACCACCAUCAGCAACUACUUUGAGCAGCUCAAGGCGGCCAUUCUGCGGGGUGAGGGGGUGAAGGAGUGGGAGCUGAGCAACCUCCGCAGCGCCGGCUACAUCGAGGAGGUAUCCCGCAUAGAUGCCCUGAAGCGCAGCAUCAUCGAGCCAUCGCUCUCCCUGCGCGAUCCGCUUCUCAUCGCACCGCAUGAGUCAGGCAGGUACUCGCCGUCCGGAACGAACGGCACCGCGACGGCGCAAUGCGUCACCCCUCGCUCACCGGCCUACUACGCGCUCGACGUUGAAGACGACGCCAAUCUCAUCACAUGCGGGACCGACAGUAUAGAGAUGGAUGGCCUCCAGUCGCCAGGGCUGAUGCCGCGGACCAGCCUCAUCAUGUCGCGCUCGCCGUUGCGCAACCUCUUCACUGACUAUGUCAACCAGUUCACCGCCAUCGAAUCUUUCUUCCGCAUCAGCCUCACGGAGAUGCACGAGCGUCAGUGGCUGCAGAUUGUGCAGUGGGAGCUGCAGGAGCGGCGCACCCUUCUGCUGGAAAGCAGUCUCAUCCACGGCGACAAGCUACUGGCGGGGCUGCCGUCGUCGGUGCUUCUGGUGGCAAAAGGGUUUCUGUGGCUGUGCCUCAUGGUCACCUCCUUCUUUUUCCUCCUUGGCACCUGCUUCAUCGCGUUGCUCGGUGUCGUCACGCUAAUCAACAUUUUCUUUGCCAUUCUUGUGUCUCCCUACUACGUGUUUCUCUACGGCACCGCCUUUAUCGUCGUGGCAUCCCAAUUUGUCAUCUUGUGCUCCCGCGGCUUCGACGUGACGCGCAGCACCUUUCAGGGGCGUGUCGUGCAGGCGCUCAGGGCCUUUGGCGCCAAGGCGCUUGCCUUUCAGCUGGUCAUCUAUGUGUGCUGCACCGUCGCCUUUUUUCUUCUCUUCUGCAUCAUGGCCGUCCGCUAUGACGUCUUGACGGGACUGCAGUACAGCCUGGCAUACGGCUGGAUUGUCGCCGUGUGCGUCAUCUUCCUCUACCAUGUCUUAUUUGCCUUUGGCCUGCGGAGGCUGAGCACGCGCUCGUACGCGCACGGCAGCCGGCAGAACCACGCCGAAACGACGCUGUACCUCUUCAUGGAGGUAGAGAUGGAUGACGAGCAAAUGGAGCAGCGCUUCCCGCCGGCGGAGGUGAUGCUGCUCACAAUGGUGGCGGUGCUGUCGGUGGCCAUGGGCGUCGCUUUCGUCACCGGCGGCGGCUUCUUCUUUUUGUGCGCCGCCAUCGUGGCGCAGUCGGUGCUGCUGCUGCUCUGCACCAUCUUUACGAUUGCCCGCAACGUGAGUUCCUCGUCCGACAUCACCAUCUGCGGCGUCUUCUACGCGUCCGUCUUCUGGAUGAGCACCCUCUUCACCAUGUCGCAGAACGGCUGGACUGGCCACUGGGGAAGCUCGCUGCUGGCCUCUCUCUUCGUCAUGCUAUUCUUCGUCAUCACCGGGCUAGUGAGCGUGUACGGGCGGUGGAAGGGUGCGGUGCGCCGGUGGCUCUUCCGCAUCUCCUGGCUGCUGCUACUGCUCCACCUACUCAGCUGUGUGGUGGUCCUGAUGGCUUCGAACUACCGCUUUGGCCUCUUUGUGCUGGCGCUGGCGGUGCACCUGCUGCUGUGUAUCGUGCGCACCAACGAGGCAUCGAAUAAAUACGGCGUCUUCACCAUAGCCGCGUGCUUCACACUGGUGCUGCUCGCCUGCUGUAUUAUGGGUCGCGCUGGCGCCAACGACGUUUACGAGGGAUCCGUCAGCGACGUUCUCUUGCCCAACUACGCAAAUCGCUUCCGCACGUCCGCCGCCGCAGGGCAGGUGAUGCUCGCAAAUCUGGCGGCGUCCCAGACGUGCGCGAGUAGCAUGAGCGGGUGGAGCUCCGUAAGUGCACAUGAGAGCACCUUGUAUGCAAUGCCGCCCCUGUGCCUAACGCAGUUCAGCCCGACAGUCGACGUGAUCGGCAUAGCGCUCUUUGCAAAGCUGGGGCUCAACAAAGAUGUGGCGGGGCAGAACGCCGAUCUCGCUCACUGGUUCCCAUCUUUCAAGCGCGUGCCCAUUUUAGAGACGGUCGACUUCAGGGCCAUGGGCUUUGACGUGUUCCGUGAAGAGACGGCCACUGUCAACACCACCAUUGUGACAACGCGUCCCGGCAGCGACCUCAUACUUCUGAUAGAGUCCAUGACCAUGUGGAUCGACACGUACGCCUUAUCCUUCUUCUCGUUCCUCAUGCCCGUGUCGUACAUUGAUCGGGUGUUGCCUUACCUGGCAUUUGUGCACGGGAUAGUGCCGUCGCAGUGGGAGGCGUCCAUCGACAAAACGACAUCGGCUGUGUGCGCGUUGCUGACGAAGCUUCGCGGCGAUCGCGAAAAUGUUCUCGUCGUCGGGCACGGUCCCGUUGGCAGCAGGGCGGCGGUGAUUGGCCUGCGGGCCCAGGAUAACGUGCGCAGCAUCGUCUUCUCUGGUCCUCCAGUUAUCCUCUCCAAGUUCAACCUGAACGUCACCGCAAGGGUCAUGGCGCGGCGCAUGCUCUCGGUGCAGACGAUGCAGACCCUUUUCUCCACCUGGUAUCUGCGCACCGCUUCCAUGCAGUUUAUCCCCUGCAGCCUCGGCGGCAUGAUGUGUGACGCCAUAAACACCACCAUUGAUGAGUUGCGGCGCCUCUGCAAUUGGUGA